GAGGAAAGGAAAGGAAAAUAGAUUUCCCCUGCGUGUGUGUGGGGGGCGGGAGGGAAAAGAAUUUUUCACUUUUCUUUUCUUGUCUGCAAAGCCAAGAUUCGCAUCUCCCCAUCAUCAUCAUCAUCAUAAUCAUAUUUACCAUCCAUCCCCCACCAUUUAUGUAUAGUCCUCAUCAAUCAUGAUCAUCCUAACCAUCAUCAUCAUACCCCCAUCAUCAUCAUACCAUUAUAUAAUCCCAAAUAUAUUCUCCCGGUGGUUACCAACACAUACUCAUCGUAAUAGGGGAGGGAGUUAGAGAGAGAAAGAGUGGCAUCUCCAGGUUUCUUCUCCUUAGGUUAUGCCGUUUCCUCUACCGGCUGUGUUAGAUUCCAAUACAAAAAGAUUAACAUUAUCUAGGACAUGGAGCAAGUUUGCCCCUGGUCAGAUUGCUACCAGCACCGGGUUUUUUCAUUCCAGGAAGUUCUCGACUGGCGGUUUCUCAGCCUUGGAGAUUUUCUUCUUGUUUCCUUUGUCAAUUGCACUUAGUGAAAAGCUUUGCUUAAGUGAUCAGUACAGGAGGAUGAAUGCGUAUGUCUCAUAAAAUUGAUGUUGAAUCUUUAGUGCACUUCUAAAAUGCAUUGCCGGUGCAGCAUCUACUUUGAGAUCCUACGGAGAUCAAUUUGUGAGGACUGAAGUCGUCCAAGUAUUCAGAGGAAGUUUUCAUUUGGUAUUAGAUAUCUGUAUUUGGUCAGGAUAGUAGUUUAUUAGAACUUUUUGCGUUCUCCCGGAUGGCCCGUUGACAGUGGUGAGAUUUGGUUGACUAAAGAUUUACAUCGGACAAUAUUUUGUACUGGAGAUUAAUUUGUGGAAGCUUUGGUUGACCAUGUCUUGAUCCUAUACUUUACCUGUUGGGUAGAACCCGAUAUUAUCAGUUAGUUUUGACCAGUAUCAAGAUGUUCUACAGUACUGCAGUGCCACCACCCUGUCUUUGUUUUAAAGUUUUUGGUUUGGCUUAUCCUAUGAAUAAGGCUGUGGAGCGCCUCCAACUCAAUCCCAUUGGUUUUGCUCACUUUGAAGUGCAGUAGACGAAUUGAUGGUGGAUUUUGCUGAAUCAGCCAGGCCUUUUAAUAGUUAUCUUUUACAGUCAUUUAGAGAAUAUAGAAAAUUAAGUAUCUCUGUUUUCUACUCGUCCAGUUUCCAACAAAUAGUAUUCAAGAGCUGUUGAAAUCGCAAGAAUGGAAAGGUACAAGGUGAUUAAGGAAGUUGGUAAUGGCACUUUCGGAAGUGUCUGGCGAGCUCUAAGCAAGCAAUCUGGUGAAGUGGUUGCUAUCAAAAAGAUGAAGAAAAAAUAUUACUCGUGGGAAGAAUGUAUAAAUCUCAGAGAAGUGAAGUCCCUAAGGAAAAUGAACCAUCCAAACAUAGUAAAGCUCAAGGAAGUUAUUAGGGAAAAUGAUGUCUUGUACUUUGUGUUUGAGUACAUGGAAUGCAAUUUAUACCAGCUUAUGAAGGACAGGGCAAAACUUUUCUCAGAAGCUGAAAUAAGAAACUGGUGCUUCCAAGUAUUUCAAGGUCUAGCAUACAUUCAUCAACGUGGAUACUUCCACCGUGACCUCAAGCCAGAGAACUUGCUAGUAUCAAAGGAUAUCAUAAAAAUUGCCGACUUUGGACUCGCUCGGGAGAUCAAUUCUCAACCUCCAUUCACUGAAUAUGUCUCGACCCGCUGGUACCGGGCCCCUGAGGUUCUACUUCAGUCUCCCACAUAUGGUCCUCCUGUUGACAUGUGGGCAAUGGGUGCAAUAAUGGCUGAACUAUUCACACUUCGUCCUCUAUUUCCUGGUUCAAGUGAGGCUGAUGAGAUUUACAAGAUAUGCUGUGUAAUAGGCAGUCCGACCAAGAGUGAAUGGUCUGAGGGUCUCAAACUUGCUAGCACUAUCAAUUACCAUUUCCCACAAGUUGCUGGGGUCCAUCUUUCUGUGUUGGUUCCAGGUGUUAGUGAGGAUGCAAUUAAUCUUAUAGCAUCCCUUUGUUCAUGGAAUCCAUGCAAGAGGCCAACAGCCUUGGAGGUCCUUCAACACCCUUUCUUUCAGAGUUGCUUUUAUGUCCCACCAUCUCUGCGCCCUAAAGCUGCUAUUUCUAGAACACCUCCUUCUGCUGGAACAAGGGGGGUUUUGGAGCAAAAUUGUGGUAGGAGAUAUCCGGGCAGUUUAUCAAACUUGAAGCCCACAAACAGAUUUUCUUCUGCUAAACCACAAGCUUCUCUGAGUGCAGGUGUUCAAAGGAAGUUGGACAUGAAUAAUCAGCAGGAUUUGACUAAAAAUGAUAAGAACCUGAAGAACUAUGUUAAGCAACAGCCAAGGUAUCGACCACCUGGAAUGAAUGGCCCGCCAGGUAACAUGGGGAAAACACGUGGAGUAUCUGAUGCAGCUGAGAAGUUGUCAAACAUGACUGUGGGCUCUGUUCGGCCCCUUGCAAGGCCAUCUGUGCCUCCACCUAUGAAGGCUGGAGGAUGGCAUGGGCAAUCUGAUUUAUUUCUUGGACGAUCUCAAGAAGUUGUUCCUGGAAGAGCUUAUACCAGGAAGGUGGCGGGAUAAAGAAUACUGUUUAGUCAUGGUUACUAGCAUGUUGAGUGUUUCUGUUUGUGCUAUCAUAAUAGUGUGCGCGGUCUAGAGAUUUGUAACGCCAACAUAUGUAGUGCUAGAAUUUUAUGCCCAAACAUCGGUUUACUCCUAUGGUCGUUCUAUUAUGGUUUGUUUGAUUUUCUGUUUUGAUGAAAUAUUUUGUUAUUGUUUGCUUAAUAAAUGUGCUUGGUUGAUUUGAAA
This is a messenger RNA of Sesamum indicum (sesame), 2798 nucleotides long. Its product is annotated as cyclin-dependent kinase F-4. NCBI's taxonomy places the organism in Eukaryota, Viridiplantae, Streptophyta, Magnoliopsida, Lamiales, Pedaliaceae. The record is from RefSeq and is a predicted model, not a curated record. Gene Ontology annotation, biological process: protein phosphorylation. Gene Ontology annotation, molecular function: ATP binding; protein kinase activity.